AUCUUUGGUCACGUGCUUACAAUUUUCAAAUUAUUCUAUACGGAGUUUUUAGUUUUAAAUAGAUUUGUUUUAUACAAAAUAUAACUAGUUUUUUUUUAUUAAAAUGACUUUAAACGAAGAUCAUGGUUAGUAAGAACAUGUUUUUUUUUUUAUACAACUAUUUGAACAUAAAAUUACUAUUUUCAAUUUUAGAAAUUUCAAGUUCGAAUUCAGAUGAAGAACAGGACUAUCCAUCACAUACUGACGAUGACGAAAAUGAAGAUAUAGAUAAAGAUGAUAUUGAACCACUAGUGUUUGAUGACUCUAAAGAAAUAUAUUAUACAAAUAAAUACAAACAAAUUUUUGAGGAAGUUGUCAGUUUGGAUGAUGUUUAUAUUUUGAAUUUGGAUGCACAGAAAUUGUAAUGUCGUUUUGGUUAAUUUUUUUUUUUAAUUAAUUUUUAAAGUUUUAGAAUUGAAAUUUCAUUGUGUAAUUUUCAUAUUUUUUUUAGUGGUCAAUCAGUUAGAGUGGCAAUUGCUCUUUCCAAUUUUACUUGUAAGAUAUAUGACUUUGAUGAUGGAAAUAAGUCUGUUGGAGAUUGCUUGGAACAUAAAAACAAAAUUGCUGAUGUCAAGUAAUAUUACAAUCGCUAUUUUCGUAAUCAAAAUAAAUACGUAUACUAAUUUAUUUAUAUUUUUAGAUUUGGUUCGGGUAAUAAUCAGUUAUCCUCAAUUGUAUAUACAGCAUCUGAAGAUGGCACUAUUAAACUUUGGGACUUGCGUUUAAAAGAAAAAUGUGUUUCAGUUUUUAAAGGUAAAAACUAAAGAACUAAGAACUAUUCUUGUUAAACUUUUAUACGAUUUUUUGGUUUAUUUUUUUUAAAGUGCAUUUUUGUGUGUACAUAAAGAAUGUAAAAAAAAGUCUAACAAACUUCGUUUGGAAAUUAUGUGGGUGAACUUCAUGAGGUUCAAUUUUACUGAUUCCAGUUUUUCUUAGUUAGAAUUUAACAUUUUCAAUUUUUUUUUUCAAAAUGUGUUUUUAAAUGCCUUAUUCAUUAGUAUAAUCAAAACUUACCCAUCAUACUUUUAUAGUUUUUGUACAUUAAUCUUGAACAAUGUUUGGAAUUAAUCCAAAGUGUGGUCAAAAAUAGACAUUUUUUUUUUACUUAUAUUAUUUGUAGUUAUUGAUAUUUUGAUAACAAAGUUUAUUUUAUUGAUUUCAGAAUAAUUAUCUGGCUUAGUUAGCAAAAUAUCAAUAACUACAAAUGAUAUUAAUAAAAAAAAAGUCUAUUUAUGACCAUAUUUUGUGUUGAUUCCAUAAAUGCUAUUUUUCAAGAUUAAUGUACAAAAACUAAAAAAGUAAGUAUGACAGAAAAUUUUAGAAAAAAAAAAUUUUGAAAAUUAUAAAUUCAAAGGAAAUCAAGAUAUACGCUUAACAAAAAACUCGAACUUUAUGAAGUUUUCCCCUAUAAUUUCCUAAUAAAGUCUGUCCUUUUUUUACAUUCUGAAUGAACACACAAACACAUAUUUUAUAAAAAAAAUUGCGUAGAAGCUAAACUAUUAUGCCAAAAUUAGAAUUAUACAUGUAGCUAUGUAAGUUAUUAUGUUCAGGUGUAUUCCAAGUUUGCUAUUUUAUCUUCUUAAAGUUGGCACCGAGACUGAUUGUUUAACUAUAUAUUGGUGGUAAGUUUUUAAGUGUAAAGUUUUGUAUUAUGGUUGUUAUUAUACAACUUUAUAUGAACUUAUAUUUGAUAUAAAACUUUUGUUUCUUCCUGUAUCAUAUUAAUUUCUAUUACAAAUUGUACAAUAUUUGUUGAGAGAUGAUGUCAAAUAUAUUAUUUAUAUAAUUUAUUAUUCUGACAUUGUAUUAAAAGAAAUUAAAAUUAAUUAAAUCAAUUUUUGCUCUGUAGACUGACAAAUGAAUGAAAAAUGUAGGAUUAUCUAAUGAACUAGGAAUAUUCUAAAGUGUAUAAUUAUUGUAUUAUGUGUAUUCAUUUUAGAUGAUUCCGAUGCUUGUCUUAAACCAUUAUCAUGUUUUGAUAUAUCUUGUGAUGGAAGAUUUUUAGUUGCUGGUACAGAUGUAUUAAAAGAUGAUGCAUUCUUAUUAUUUUGGGAUGUUCGUUCUACUAAUCUACUUGGUGGUUACUGGGAUUCUCACCAAAAUGAUAUUACCCAGGUGUAUAUUUUAUAUAUGUUUAUUAUUUAAAUGGACAAUUUUAGUUUUAUUUUUAAUUCAAGAUUAAAAUAAUUAUGUUAUUAGGUUAAAUUUCAUCCCACUGAAGAUAAAACUGUAAUUAGUGGAUCUGUUGAUGGUAUUAUUAAUUUAUUUGAUGUUACUCAAACCACUGAAAAUGAAGCUCUUCAAUUAAGUUUAAAUACAAAUUCAUCAAUAGUAAGUUACAGAUAUUAAUAAUAUUACUUUUUUUAUGAAACAUACAAAUAUAUAACAAUUUUUCUUUUUUACCAAAUAUUUUCUGACUUUGCUUCUAAGAAAACUUGUUUUAGGUUGGGUGAGGUCUUAAAAAAAAUAAAAAUAAAUAAAUUAUAAAUAGUAUUAUAAUAAUAUAUUGUAUACAGAAUGUUGAGCAAAUUUGUAUAUCUAUUUAAAAUGUACAAAUAAUAUUAAAAUAUCUACUUUGUUAAUAAUUAAAUAAUCUGUAAAAAAUAAUUAUGUAGUAUUACUUAAAUACAUGUUAAAAAAAAGCAGUGCAUCUAAAAAAAAUAUUAAAAUUAUAUUAUAUUAUUUUCCCUAUGGAAGAUGUCUAACUUUUUUAAAAUUUGAAAAAUAGUGUUGUAUCUAGUUGACAAUCUAUGAAAACUAUCAAACAAUAAGAGGAAUUCUAAACAUGAUUUUGACAUAUUGUCCCAAUUUGAAUAUGAUAGGAGAUGCCAUGGUCUGCAGAUGAUUUAUCUUUGAUAAGAUAAAAUCUGGAUUAAGUUAACAGAGAAAUGAAGAGAAAUAGAGAGUAGUCAAAAAAAAAAGGACUAUGGAUAAGCAGAAGUAAAACUGAGUAUGCUUUUGGAGGAACAGGAUAAGAUAGUUGACAAUAAUAAGCAGUUAUAGGUGAGAUUGAGAAUUUAACUAUUUAGAAUCUUGUAUAUAAAAGAACAAUAGCUUUUAUGAGUAUGAAACAGGAUUAAGUGCAAUUAGAUAAAGUGAAGAGGAGCAUUAGGUGUUUUAAACAAGAGAAUUCCAAUUAGACUUAAAUUUAAGUUCUACAAAAUUAUGAUGAGACUAUGUUGUAUAGUUCGUAGUAUUGAGCAGUAGAUAGAAUUCAGAGAAUACGUGUCAUAGAGAUGAGAAAGCUUAGGUGGUUGAUUAGAGUGAUGAGAGUGAGAUAUAGGAUAAGGUAUGAGUAAAUGUUAGUUAGGUGUGGCUGUGAUAGUAGAAAAAAUGAGAAAAAAUAGGCUGAAAUGGUUUAGACAUGUCACAGGGAGAGAGGAAACUAAACCAGAAAUUCUAAAUUUUAUAAGUAGAUAAUUAGUAAAAUAAAUUUUAGUGUUGACAUUUUUAAUAUCCAUCAAUCCAUUGACAAGAUUUUCUACUUUUAAUUUUAGGUUGAAGAAGAAUAGUGGAGUAUCAUUUGUGUGGUGGUUAGGUGCGCCACAUGUUAAUAAUGUACCACUACUCUCCUUAAACCCAAACUUAAAAGUGGAAUGUCUCGUUAAUGGCUUGACAGAAAUCAAAAAUGUCAACACUUACAUUUUUUUUUAACUAAUACUCUAUUUAUGGGCUUUUUAAUACAGGUUACCAUUUAAAAUCAAAAGAAGAAAGUGGUUUUACCCCCAAUAAAAACAUAAAUAUAAAAUUGUAGAGUAGCUUGUUUCUUAAAUGUUCUAUAAAACAAAUUCUGGAAAAGUUAAUACUUUCCGAGAUAAUGAGUGUACUUAAAUUCACUUAAAUAGAUCACGAGGUAUCAUCUGCAAAGCAUCAUCAUACCCCUUUUCAAAUCUGGGAUGGGAUAAUCUGCUAAAUUCUUAUUAAGAAUUCUUCAUACUGUUUGACAGAAUUUUACAUUGAUUAUCAAUCUGACACAACCAUAUUUCUCUCUUCUUACAAUAGGUAGAGAUAUAACGGUAGUAUUCUAAUCCUUUCCUACAGGGAACAUGUUGAACAUAUUAUAAAUACCUAAUAAUUUUAUCAAUUAUAAUUUAUUAUAAUGUAAUAUAAAGGUUUAUCGCCCAUUUAUUUAUCAAAUGUUUGAACGAUAUUCAUCUAUUUUUAUAAUUUUUCAACAGCAAGCAAUUAAUUUACAAAAAUAAAAAUGAUUUAAUAUCAGUAUUUAUGUUCUAAAAUAUUUCUAACAAUUAAAUAGAUUUUUUUUUUUUUUUGCUACUAGAUGGUAAAAUAAAUUCGCGGCUAGGAAUUAUAUCUUAAAAAAAAAAAAAAAUCAAAAAUUCUACUGGCCACAGUAGUGCCCUUAGUCCUAAAUCCGGCCCAGGAUUUAACCUUCUAUAGCUUUUCACCAAAUCAGAGGGUUAAACACUCAAUUUAGUUUAUUUUGAAUAGUCUAUUAUUUUAAAAAAACUUUCACCAAAUUGCACCAUUAUUCUAGGAUUAAAAUGUACAAAUUUAAUAACAAAAAAAUGUAAUUUCUUUGAGGUUACAGAAUUAUGGUAGAAAAAUAUAUUAUUCUAAAGAAUAAAAAAAUGAGGACUAAAUGAGAUUUUAUAAGAUGUACAUAUAUUAGUUUUAUAUUAUAAUAUAAUAUUAUGUUUUUCAAGUCAAAUUUAAAAUGGUUAAAAAGUAAAAAUGGGGAUUCAGUUAUAUCAUGUAUUACGAAUACAGAAGAUGUACAACUAUGGUACACAACAGAUUCUUCACCAUACAUCACUAUAUCUAGGGAUACAAUUAGUAAUUCAAUGAAUGUAAGUUUAUUUUAUUAAUUUUAUUUUAAUAAUUUUUCAGUGAAUUAAAACUAAGUUAUGUUAUUUGUUAAUUUUAGUUAAAACCUGAUGUACAUAGUCAGGUGAUCAAUUGUCAUCAAACAGAUCAAAAUGGAAAUUGUAUGUUACUUGUUGGAAACAAUCAUGGCAAAGGGUAAACAUAUAUAUAUUUUUAUUAAUACAAAUUUUGUAUUUUGUUUUAUUAAAUACAUUUUUGUAUUUUACAUUUAGAGAACAUUUGCAAUCUCUUAACAUAAAUGGUCAUGAAUUAACUCCUAGAACAUUAUUCAAAAAUAAUAAACAAAUAAUACGAUGCAGUUGGUAUGAUUAUAAUGUAAGUUAAAAAACUCUUUAAGUUUAAAAUAAUAUUUUAUGAUAAAUUAUUUAACAAGUAACAAGACUUACUUGAUUAUUUUUUAUUAAUUUUGUUGUAUUUUUUUUCACUAAAAAAACAAAAACAAUAUGUUAAAAGUAUAAGGUAUAAAAGGACAACCAAUCAUAAUUAUGUAAAAUCAAUUAGCAUUAUAAAUUAUUUUUUAAAAUAAUGUGCAGUGGUUUUACUCGUACAAUAUAUAUUCUAUUGUUCUUAUAUUUAUAACUAAAUAUGAUUGAUAAGCUAAUUAUGCAUAUUUUCAUUAUAGAGUGGGGUUAUGAUUACUGGUGGCGAAGCUGGUAUAUUAAGUAUAUGGGACCCAAGUGAUGAAAUUGAUGUUAAUAACGAAAAAUGUUCAUUAAAAUCUUUGCCAAAAGUAAGCUUGAAAAAAUCUACUACUAAACCAUAUUAAGUUAAAUUUAUGUUUAAGUUAAGAUUUGAAUAUACAGAUUUAAAAAAAACUGAGUUACUUUAUA
Molecule: messenger RNA, 5714 nt
Organism: Cinara cedri
Lineage: Eukaryota; Metazoa; Arthropoda; Insecta; Hemiptera; Aphididae
Source: the annotation of a GenBank genome assembly